Oncorhynchus keta (chum salmon) is the source of this 10090-nucleotide messenger RNA. It is a transcript of the gene scp2a, whose product is annotated as sterol carrier protein 2a. The record is from RefSeq and is a predicted model, not a curated record. The coding region runs from base 59 to 1714 and encodes 551 amino acids. The transcript has 18 exons. Gene Ontology annotation, molecular function: acyltransferase activity, transferring groups other than amino-acyl groups. NCBI's taxonomy places the organism in Eukaryota, Metazoa, Chordata, Actinopteri, Salmoniformes, Salmonidae.
UGUAUUGUGUAACGUUAAUAUGGGUAUAGAAAGCUAGCAUCAUUACAGGCAAGGAGUUAUGCUGCGUUCACAUGCUCCACGGAAACUCCUUCGUAGUACUUUGACUUCUCAGUUCGGUGAACGGUUAUCAUCCGUAUUGUCACUCUUCCCUCUUGGAAGCACUCGUCUCGGCACAACAACCAGAAUGGCUCCUCAAAAAAACAGAGUAUUCGUCAUUGGAGUGGGAAUGACAAAGUUUGAGAAGCCAGGAAAAGAAGACUUUGACUAUCCCGACAUGGCAAAGAUAGCAGGCGAGAGGGCCUUGUCUGAUGCUGGAGUCCCCUACUCUGCUAUAGAGCAAGCCUGUGUGGGCUAUGUGUAUGGUGACUCUACCUGUGGCCAGAGGGCCAUCUACCACAGCCUUGGCCUGUCAGGGAUCCCCAUCAUCAACGUCAACAACAACUGCUCCACAGGCUCCACUGCCCUGUUCAUGGCCCGACAGCUAAUCCAGGGAGGUCUGGUUGAUUGUGCACUAGCCCUUGGCUUUGAAAAGAUGGAGAGAGGCUCCUUGUCAUCAAAGUUCAUGGACAGGACUAACCCCAUGGACAAGCAUAUGGAGGUGAUGUUCAACACAUAUGGGAUGGCAGCAGCCCCGGCAGCACCACAGAUGUUUGGCAACGCGGGCAGAGAACACAUGGAGAAAUACGGUACUACACCAGAGCACUUUGCUAAAAUCGCAUGGAAGAACCACAAGCAUUCCACCAACAACCCGUACUCUCAGUUCCAGGAUGAGUACAGUCUGGACCAGGUCAAACAGUCCAGGAAGGUGUUUGAGUUCCUUACUCUUCUCCAGUGUUGUCCUACCUCUGACGGUGCAGGGGCAGCUGUCCUGGCCAGUGAGGGCUUUGUGAGGCGCCAUGGUCUAGAACACCAGGCGGUGGAGAUCUUAGCCCAGGAGAUGGUCACGGACCUCGCAACUACCUUCGAAGACAAUAGCUGCAUGAAGAUGGUUGGAUACGACAUGACCUCCCUGGCAGCUAAGAAGUGUUUUGAGACGGCGGGCCUGAAACCCAGUGACGUCAAUGUGAUCGAGCUACAUGACUGUUUCUCUGCCAACGAGCUGAUCACGUACGAGGCUCUGGGGUUGUGCCCAGAGGGUAAGGCUGGAGAGCUGAUAGACAGAGGAGACAACACGUACGGAGGCCAGUGGGUGGUCAACCCCAGCGGAGGACUCAUCUCUAAAGGACACCCUCUGGGAGCCACAGGUCUGGCCCAGUGUGCGGAGCUGUGCUGGCAGCUGAGAGGCCAGGCUGAGAGGAGGCAGGUCCCGGGGGCGAAGGUGGCCCUACAGCACAACAUCGGCCUGGGAGGAGCUGUGGUCGUCACUCUCUACAGGAUGGGGUUCCCUCAGGACGCUAGGUCCCAGAUAGCGGCUGUCCCCACCAGAGCAGAACGUCUGGAGGGCUUCAGAGUCUAUUCUGUCUUCCAGGAGAUAGAGAACAAACUACAGGAGGAAGGAGUAGACAUUGUGAAGAAGAUUGGAGGAGUUUUUGCCUUCAAGGUGACAGAUGGACCCGAGGGGAAAGACGCUCUGUGGGUCGUAGACGCGAAGAAUGGACACGGCUCCGUGAGCAACAACGCUGAUAAGAAGGCUGACUGCACUAUCACCAUGGGAGAUGAAGACUUAAUGAAGCUGAUGACAGGCAAGAUGAAUCCACAGACGGUGAGUCCUUAAAACAACAAUGAAUAAGGCUGUGUCCCAAAUGGCACCAUAUUCCCUAUAUAGUGCACAGCCUUUUCAAAUCAAAUUUUAUUUGUCACAUACACAUGGUUAGUAGAUGUUAAUGCGAGUGUAGCGAAAUGCUUUUUAUCAGAUCUCUAUGCUAAUAGGGUGCCAUUUUGGAUGAAGCCCAAUACUAUUGUCCUCUUGUUCAGUUUUAUACACAUUUAUACAAAAUAUAAAAACAGAAAUGCCUUAUUUACAUAAGUAUUCAGACCCUUUGCUAUGAGACUCGAAAUUGAGCUCAGGUGCAUCCUGUUCCUAUUGAUCAUCCUUGGUGUUUCUUCAACUUGAUUGGAGUGCAACUGUGGUAAACACAAUUGUCUAUAUAAGGUCCCACCGUUGACAAUCUUUGUCAGCAAAAACAAAGCCAUGAGGUGGAAGGAAUUGUCUGUAGAGCUCUGAGACAGAAUUGUGUCGAGGUACAGAUCUGGGGAAGGGUAACAAAAGAUUUCUGCAGCAUUGAAGGUCCCUAAGAAGACAGGGGCCUCCAUCAAUAUUAAAUGGAAGUUAGGAACCACAAAGACUGUUCUUAGAGCUGGCCGCCCGGCCAAACUGAGCAGUCGGGCAACAAGGGCUAUUCCUUCUCACUUCAUCUGACCUGACCUUGGGCUGAAUUCCUCCCUCCUCCCUACCAAGCUUAGUGCAAAUAGAGUUCCUCAGGAGAGGCAGAUGGUUACAUAGAUGCGUAGAGAUCAGCUUUUAUGAAUCUUGUCAGUAUUUUUUUUUAAAUUAAAUGUUCUUUUUAUUCAUUUGAUUUUGGUCAAAGUGACCAAAGGGAGCGAAGCCCGAUCUUAAGUAGGAUGCCAAAUGUGAUUUGAUUGUUUUCUAAAAAUAGGUUUAGAAAUUGGCAGGGGUAAUGAGAUUAGUCCUUGUUCAGAAUGCAUUCUGUUAUGGCAUAGGGUGGGUCUCUCUCUCGCUCUCUCUCGCUCUCACUCAACCCCCCCCCCCCUCUCCCCUAAGAAAUAAAUGUCUAGGCAAGGCCUUCAGAUGUAUUAAGGGCAUCAGCCCCUUGUCUGUUCAUGGACAUUGUCCCUGGACGUAAGGGACAUAGUCUGACAACGCCCACAGGACAAUUCACUCAACAUGUAACAGACAGGGAGAGAAAAAUCUAUUGAAUGAGUUUGUUCAAACUUCAGUCAACUUUACACACACACACACACACACACACACACACACACACACACACACACACACACACACACACACACACACACACACACACACACACACACACACAAGAAAUAGAAUGAGUAUGUUUACCCACUUCAGCAAACAGUGUGGGUGUCCUCAAGUACUUUGCAAUCACGCAGUCUUCAAAAUCAGAGGUCAAAUGGGGCCUCUGUUAGGAACCCAGGUACCACAGGGAAAGGUGUGGUCUCAGACCUCUGUUAGGAACCCAGGUACCACAGGGAAAGGUGUGUUCUCAGACCUCUGUUAGGAACCCAGGUACCACAGGGAAAGGUGUGGUCUCAGACCUCUGUUAGGAACCCAGGUACCACAGGGAAAGGUGUGGUCUCAGACCUCUGUUAGGAACCCAGGUACCACAGGGAAAGGUGUGGUCUCAGACCUCUGUUAGGAACCCAGGUACCACAGGGAAAGGUGUGUUCUCAGACCUCUGUUAGGAACCCAGGUACCACAGGGAAAGGUGUGGUCUCAGACCUCUGUUAGGAACCCAGGUACCACAGGGAAAGGUGUGGUCUCAGACCUCUGUUAGGAACCCAGGUACCACAGGGAAAGGUGUGGUCUCAGACCUCUGUUAGGAACCCCGGUACCACAGGGAAAGGUGUGGUCUCAGACCUCUGUUAGGAACCCAGGUACCACAGGGAAAGGUGUGGUCUCAGACCUCUGUUAGGAACCCAGGUACCACAGGGAAAGGUGUGGUUUCAGACCUCUGUUAGGAACCCAGGUACCACAGGGAAAGGUGUGGUCUCAGACCUCUGUUAGGAACCCAGGUACCACAGGGAAAGGUGUGGUUUCAGACCUCUGUUAGGAACCCAGGUACCACAGGGAAAGGUGUGGUCUCAGACCUCUGUUAGGAACCCAGGUACCACAGGGAAAGGUGUGGUCUCAGACCUCUGUUAGGAACCCAGGUACCACAGGGAAAGGUGUGGUCUCAGACCUCUGUUAGGAACCCAGGUACCACAGGGAAAGGUGUGGUCUCAGACCUCUGUUAGGAACCCAGGUACCACAGGGAAAGGUAUGUUCUCAGACCUCUGUUAGGAACCCAGGUACCACAGGGAAAGGUGUGGUCUCAGACCUCUGUUAGGAACCCAGGUACCACAGGGAAAGGUGUGUUCUCAGACCUCUGUUAGGAACCCAGGUACCACAGGGAAAGGUGUGUUCUCAGACCUCUGUUAGGAACCCAGGUACCACAGGGAAAGGUGUGGUCUCAGACCUCUGUUAGGAACCCAGGUACCACAGGGAAAGGUGUGGUCUCAGACCUCUGUUAGGAACCCAGGUACCACAGGGAAAGGUGUGGUCUCAGACCUCUGUUAGGAACCCAGGUACCACAGGGAAAGGUGUGGUCUCAGACCUCUGUUAGGAACCCAGGUACCACAGGGAAAGGUGUGGUCUCAGACCUCUGUUAGGAACCCAGGUACCACAGGGAAAGGUGUGUUCUCAGACCUCUGUUAGGAACCCAGGUACCACAGGGAAAGGUGUGUUCUCAGACCUCUGUUAGGAACCCAGGUACCACAGGGAAAGGCCAGGUGUGGUCUCAGACCUCUGUUAGGAACCCAGGUACCACAGAGAAAGGUGUGGUCUCAGACCUCUGUUAGAAACCCAGGUACCACAGGGAAAGGUGUGUUCUCAGACCUCUGUUAGGAACCCAGGUACCACAGGGAAAGGUGUGGUCUCAGACCUCUGUUAGGAACCCAGGUACCACAGGGAAAGGUGUGUUCUCAGACCUCUGUUAGGAACCCAGGUACCACAGGGAAAGGUGUGUUCUCAGACCUCUGUUAGGAACCCAGGUACCACAGGGAAAGGUGUGGUCUCAGACCUCUGUUAGGAACCCAGGUACCACAGGGAAAGGUGUGGUCUCAGACCUCUGUUAGGAACCCAGGUACCACAGGGAAAGGUGUGUUCUCAGACCUCUGUUAGGAACCCAGGUACCACAGGGACAGGUGUGGUCUCAGACCUCUGUUAGGAACCCAGGUACCACAGGGAAAGGUGUGUUCUCAGACCUCUGUUAGGAACCCAGGUACCACAGGGAAAGGUGUGGUCUCAGACCUCUGUUAGGAACCCAGGUACCACAGGGAAAGGUGUGUUCUCAGACCUCUGUUAGGAACCCAGGUACCACAGGGAAAGGUGUGUUCUCAGACCUCUGUUAGGUACCCAGGUACCACAGGGAAAGGCCAGGUGUGGUCUCAGACCUCUGUUAGGAACCCAGGUACCACAGAGAAAGGUGUGGUCUCAGACCUCUGUUAGGAACCCAGGUACCACAGGGAAAGGUGUGGUCUCAGACCUCUGUUAGGAACCCAGGUACCACAGGGAAAGGUGUGUUCUCAGACCUCUGUUAGGAACCCAGGUACCACAGGGAAAGGUGUGGUCUCAGACCUCUGUUAGGAACCCAGGUACCACAGGGAAAGGUGUGGUCUCAGACCUCUGUUAGGAACCCAGGUACCACAGGGAAAGGUGUGGUCUCAGACCUCUGUUAGGAACCCAGGUACCACAGGGAAAGGCCAGGUGUGGUCUCAGACCUCUGUUAGGAACCCAGGUACCACAGGGAAAGGUGUGGUCUCAGACCUCUGUUAGGAACCCAGGUACCACAGGGAAAGGUGUGGUCUCAGACCUCUGUUAGGAACCCAGGUACCACAGGGAAAGGCCAGGUGUGGUCUCAGACCUCUGUUAGGAACCCAGGUACCACAGGGAAAGGUGUGGUCUCAGACCUCUGCUAGGAACCCAGGUACCACAGGGAAAGGUGUGGUCUCAGACCUCUGUUAGGAACCCAGGUACCACAGGGAAAGGCCAGGUGUGGUCUCAGACCUCUGUUACGAACCCAGGUACCACAGGGAAAGGUGUGUUCUCAGACCUCUGUUAGGAACCCAGGUACCACAGGGAAAGGUGUGGUCUCAGACCUCUGUUAGGAACCCAGGUACCACAGGGAAAGGUGUGGUCUCAGACCUCUGUUAGGAACCCAGGUACCACAGGGAAAGGUGUGGUCUCAGACCUCUGUUAGGAACCCAGGUACCACAGGGAAAGGUGUGUUCUCAGACCUCUGUUAGGAACCCAGGUACCACAGGGAAAGGUGUGUUCUCAGACCUCUGUUAGGAACCCAGGUACCACAGGGAAAGGUGUGGUCUCAGACCUCUGUUAGGAACCCAGGUACCACAGGGAAAGGUGUGGUCUCAGACCUCUGCUAGGAACCCAGGUACCACAGGGAAAGGCCAGGUGUGGUCUCAGACCUCUGUUAGGAACCCAGGUACCACAGGGAAAGGUGUGGUCUCAGACCUCUGUUAGGAACCCAGGUACCACAGGGAAAGGUGUGUUCUCAGUCCUCUGUUAGGAACCCCGGUACCACAGGGAAAGGCCAGGUGUGGUCUCAGACCUCUGUUAGGAACCCAGGUACCAGAGGGAAAGGUGUGGUCUCAGACCUCUGUUAGGAACCCAGGUACCACAGGGAAAGGUGUGGUCUCAGACCUCUGUUAGGAACCCAGGUACCACAGGGAAAGGUGUGUUCUCAGACCUCUGUUAGGAACCCAGGUACCACAGGGAAAGGUGUGUUCUCAGACCUCUGUUCGGGACCCAGGUACCACAGGGAAAGGUGUGGUCUCAGACCUCUGUUAGGAACCCAGGUACCACAGGGAAAGGCCAGGUGUGGUCUCAGACCUCUGUUAGGAACCCAGGUACCACAGGGAAAGGUGUGGUCUCAGACCUCUGCUAGGAACCCAGGUACCACAGGGAAAGGUGUGGUCUCAGACCUCUGUUAGGAACCCAGGUACCACAGGGAAAGGCCAGGUGUGGUCUCAGACCUCUGUUACGAACCCAGGUACCACAGGGAAAGGUGUGUUCUCAGACCUCUGUUAGGAACCCAGGUACCACAGGGAAAGGUGUGGUCUCAGACCUCUGUUAGGAACCCAGGUACCACAGGGAAAGGUGUGGUCUCAGACCUCUGUUAGGAACCCAGGUACCACAGGGAAAGGUGUGGUCUCAGACCUCUGUUAGGAACCCAGGUACCACAGGGAAAGGUGUGGUCUCAGACCUCUGUUAGGAACCCAGGUACCACAGGGAAAGGUGUGUUCUCAGACCUAUGUUAGGAACCCAGGUACCACAGGGAAAGGUGUGGUCUCAGACCUCUGUUAGGAACCCAGGUACCACAGGGAAAGGUGUGGUCUCAGACCUCUGCUAGGAACCCAGGUACCACAGGGAAAGGCCAGGUGUGGUCUCAGACCUCUGUUAGGAACCCAGGUACCACAGGGAAAGGCCAGGUGUGGUCUCAGUCCUCUGUUAGGAACCCAGGUACCACAGGGAAAGGUGUGUUCUCAGACCUCUGUUAGGAACCCAGGUACCACAGGGAAAGGCCAGGUGUGGUCUCAGACCUCUGUUAGGAACCCAGGUACCACAGGGAAAGGCCAGGUGUGGUCUCAGUCCUCUGUUAGGAACCCAGGUACCACAGGGAAAGGUGUGUUCUCAGACCUCUGUUAGGAACCCAGGUACCACAGGGGCCAGAUUUGGCCAGGUGUGGUCUCAGACCUCUGUUAGGAACCCAGGUACCACAGGGAAAGGUGUGUUCUCAGACCUCUGUUAGGAACCCAGGUACCACAGGGGCCAGAUUUGGCCAGGUGUGGUCUCAGACCUCUGUUAGGAACCCAGGUACCACAGGGAAAGGUGAGUUCUCAGACCUCUGUUAGGAACCCAGGUACCACAGGGAAAGGUAUGUUCUCAGACCUCUGUUAGGAACCCAGGUACCACAGGGAAAGGCCAGGUGUGGUCUCAGACCUCUGUUAGGAACCCAGGUACCACAGGGAAAGGCCAGGUGUGGUCUCAGUCCUCUGUUAGGAACCCAGGUACCACAGGGAAAGGUGUGUUCUCAGACCUCUGUUAGGAACCCAGGUACCACAGGGGCCAGAUUUGGCCAGGUGUGGUCUCAGACCUCUGUUAGGAACCCAGGUACCACAGGGAAAGGUGAGUUCUCAGACCUCUGUUAGCAACCCAGGUACCACAGGGGCCAGAUUUGGCCAGGUGUGGUUUCAGACCUCUGUUAGGAACCCAGGUACCACAGGGAAAGGUGAGUUCUCAGACCUCUGUUAGGAACCCAGGUACCACAGGGGCCAGAUUUGGCCAGGUGUGGUUUCAGACCUCUGUUAGGAACCCAGGUACCACAGGGAAAGGUGAGUUCUCAGACCUCUGUUAGGAACCCAGGUACCACAGGGGCCAGAUUUGGCCAGGUGUGGUCUCAGACCUCUGUUAGGAACCCAGGUACCACAGGGAAAGGUGAGUUCUCAGACCUCUGUUAGGAACCCAGGUACCACAGGGGCCAGAUUUGGCCAGGUGUGGUCUCAGACCUCUGUUAGGAACCCAGGUACCACAGGGAAAGGUGAGUUCUCAGACCUCUGUUAGGAACCCAGGUACCACAAGGGCCAGAUUUGGCCAGGUGUGGUUUCAGACCUCCGUUCAGAUAUAAAGGACUUCAAAGAGAAAAUGAGAGCGAUGAGAUGUAUUAUUGAACUGACCUCGUCCCCAGGUUGGCUGGAGGACCCGACUAUAACUCAUUCCCAUGAUCCAUUUUCUGACUUUGAGGAGAAAUGGAUGUGACACAGCAGGGAAAUCUAGAAAUAUAUUUUCCAAUCCAACAUUUCGCAAUUGACACAAAAGUAAUACAAAGGGAGGAGAAAUUCAACAGGGAAGAAUGUGAUUAAUGAUAGUGGACGGGCGAUUGUUUUUCCUGGCUAAAUCUAGGCCCACUUCCCACCCACACACCUGGGGCCAUUGAUUCAUUUGGUUUACUUGAUCCUUUCAGCAACACUGAACACAGUUGGGUUUUCCCUUCGCUCAUUUACCCAAAGGAAAGAGAAACCUUCACACUGCUCUUCUUAGUAUCACUUGUUUUAUUCAAGCUUAUGCGUCGGACUCUUAGUCUUCGUCAGAGCUUUUAUUUGUGAGUCAGCAUCAGCGAGCAGAAUUGAAGGAGUUGGAAAACAAAUUGAAUUGAACCUUUAUUUAACCACGAAAGACACUUGAGGUUAGAAACCUCUUGUUGUACCAGUUAACAGACAUCAUACACAUACUUCCACAAGGAUGAAUCCUGCAAUGUUAUGGUUGUUUUAGGGGGUUUAGAUCUGGGCCAUUAAUCUCGUCACUGUUUAUGCAUUGGAUUUGAUCUGAACCGCUGAAACGCAGGCAGGCCUCCAGUUGGUUCAUGUCAGAGCAGAGCCGUUCCCGAACACUGCCAGCCCCUCCCGCUCUCCUCCCCCCCCCCCCCGUGUCCCAGUUUUCAGUGAACUGUGUCAAUCCUGCAACUGGGUAAUCUGAACCCUUUAAAACUUGGAUCAUGAGCAGUAGUUGACUUUCCUGUGUUUUAACCCAUUGUCCUCUGAUUGAUCAUUUCUCUCUCCUACCUGUCCGCUGCAGGCAUUCUUCCAGGGCAAGCUGAAGAUCGCAGGAAACAUGGGCAUGGCCAUGAAGCUUCAGAGUCUGCAGCUGGUGCCAGCCAAAGCCAAGCUGUGAUUGGCUGAUAGACCCUCAGCUCUGGAACUCCUGCCAUAUGUAGCAGUUAUGCACAUUUUCUCACCCCUUUCUCACCCCUUUCUCACCCCUCCUCUCACCCCUUUCUCACCCCUCCUCUCACCCCUCCUCUCACCCCUUUCUCACCCCUCCUCUCACCCCUUUCUCACCCCUCCUCUCACCCCUUUCUCACCCCUCCUCUCACCCCUCCUCUCACCCCUUUCUCACCCCUCCUCUCACCCCUCCUCUCACCCCUUUCUCACCCCUCCUCUCACCCCUCUUCUCACCCCUUUCUCACCCCUCCUCUCACCCCUUUCUCACCCCUCCUCUCACCCCUUUCUCACCCCUCCUCUCACCCCUUUCUCACCCCUCCUCUCACCCCUCCUCUCAGCUCUCUCUAACCUCUUUCAUCUCUCUCUCACCUCUCUCUAACCUCUCUCACCCCUCCUCUCAGCUCUCUCUAACCUCGCUCACCUCUCUCUCACCUGUCUCUCCCCCCUCCUCACACCUCUCCUCAUCUCUCACCUCUCCUCAUCUCUCACCUCUCCUCAUCUCUCACCUCUCCUCAUCUCUCACCUCUCCUCAUCUCUCACCUCUCCUCCUCUCUCACCUCUCCUCAUCUCUCACCUCUCCUCAUCUCUCACCUCUCCUCAUCUCUCACCUCUC